Messenger RNA from Podarcis muralis (Common wall lizard), 2733 nucleotides. The record is from RefSeq and is a predicted model, not a curated record. NCBI's taxonomy places the organism in Eukaryota, Metazoa, Chordata, Lepidosauria, Squamata, Lacertidae.
GUGGGAGGCCCCAUUAGCUAAAGUGGUACCUCAGGUUAAGAACGGACCUCCAGGACGAAUUAAGUUCUGAACCCGAGGUACCACUGUAUUCAGCUUUCCAUAGGGAGAAGAAUCUCCUCUUGGUAACCAGAUAUAUUGCUUGGCUAGAGGAAAUGCUGUUGAACCGUGGGACUAAGCCCCGUUGCCAGUCCUGAGAGAGAGAGAGAACAUGGCUGCCGUAAAGCGAGGUGAUCUUUUGGCUGCGGGACUGGAGUCCGAGGAGGCUCUUCGAGAGUCAACUGCCCUCAAAGCAGAGAGAAGGAGGACUGAAAGCGCUCGGGCUGGGUGUGGCAUGGAAACCUGCAGAAAAACAGCUCCGGAGAUCUUGAACCAGGAUGCUCCAAAUUCCGGUGCUGAGUUCAGGCAGUUCAGGUACCAAGAGGCCAUUGGUCCCCACGAGGUUUGCAGCCGGCUCCUGGACCUUUGCUGCCGGUGGCUGAGGCCCAAGAGACUCACCAAGGAAGAGAUGUUGGAGCUGGUGGUCCUGGAGCAGUUCCUGGCCGUCCUGCCCCCGGAGAUGCAGAGCUGGGUCAGGGAAGGCCGCCCAGGGAGCUGUGCCCAGGCCGUAGCCCUGGCGGAAGGUUUUCUACUGAAGCAGCAGGAGGACAGAAGGCAAACGGUCCAGGAGCCGUUGAUGGAGGUGGCCGGCCCUUUAUCUGGUGCAAAGAAGGUUCCGUCGGACGACUUUGACAGGCCGGGACGUGGGGCCAAAACCAGCACAAUGAAAUUCCACAGAGAUAAAGACAGUGAAAUGGCACCUGAGGCACAUUCUGAAUCUUCUCCUUUUUCUACUGGAGGGGGGAAAGCCACCAUCCAGCCAGCUCAGGAGGCUGUGGUUUUCGAGGAGGUGGCUGUGAGUUUCACAGAGGAGGAGUGGGCCAUGCUGGUUCCAGGCCAGAGAGCAUUGUACCGGGAGGUCAUGUUGCAGAAUUAUGGGAUGGUGGUCUCUCUAGAAGCUCUGCUGACUCCCAAGCCUGACCUCAUCUGCCGGUUGGAAGAGGAAGAGCUCAUUGAGCAGUGUACUGAGGAAGGGGAGAGUUUUAAAGGCUGGAAGAGGGAGAACGAGAAUGAACUUUAUGAGGCUGCUGCGGAGGGAACUGAGACUCGAGAUGUGAAGGAGAUAUUUGUGAGUGAAGAUGGACCAGAGAUUCAGGUUGGAAAGCCGGCAGUGAAGGACAGAUUCCUUUAUUUGCAGGAUGUGGAGUUCCACGAAAGCUCGUUCCAAAAGGAACCGUGCAAAGUAAGGAGGAGGAAUGAGUGCGCUGUGUGUGGGCAGAUCUUCAGUCACAAAUCGAGCCUUGUUACUCAUCAGAGAAUCCACACAGGCGAGAGGCCCUAUAAAUGCACACUUUGUGGAAAGAGCUUCAACCGAAGGACACGACUCACUUCACAUCAGAGGCUGCACACAGGGGAGAAGCUAUAUAGCUGUUCAGACUGCAGCAAGAGCUUUUGCGAAAAAUCGAGUCUUAACGCCCAUCAGAGAAUCCACACAGGAGAGAGACCCUAUAAAUGCUUGAACUGUGGGAAAAGCUUCAGCCGCAGCUCAAACCUUAUUGCUCACCAGAAAAUCCACACGACACAGAAACCCCGUAAUCACUCCAAAGGCAGCAAGGGCUUCUCUGUUCAGUCUAAGCACAAUUCACAUGAGAAAAUUCACAAAGGAGAGAAGGAUCUGUGUAGUUCCGUAAUCUUUAGCAAGAGCAUCUCUGAUGACAUGAGUCUUCUUGGACAUCCAGAAAUAUAUGCAGAAGAAGAUCCUUAUAAAUGUUUUGACUGUGGGGAAAGCUUCAGUAAGAGCUCCAACCUUUUUAAGCAUCAGAGAAUUCACUUAGAGGAGAAACCAUACAAAUUCUGUAGCAAUAGCUUUUCAGACAAAUCCGGUCUCAUGACACAUCAAGGCAUCCACUCGGGAGAAAAAACAUAUAAAUGCUCAGUGUGUGAAAAGAGCUUCAGUCGCAACUGGAGCCUCCUUACACAUCAGAGAUACCACAGAGGGGAGAAACCUUAUAAAUGCUCGGACUGCAGCGAAAGCUUUUGCGACAAAUCAAGUCUUAUCAGGCACCAGAGAAUCCACACAGGAGAGAAGCUCUAUAAGUGCUUCAUUUGUGAGAAGAGCUUCAAUCAGAGCACAAACCUUUUCACACACCAGAGAAUCCACACGGGGGAAAAACCGUAUAAGUGCAUUGAGUGUGGGAAAAGCUUUAACCAGAGCUCACAUCUUAUCAGGCACCAGAGGCUCCACACUGGAGAGAAGCCCUACAAGUGCUCGGAAUGUGGGAAGAGCUUCACUCAGAGUCCAAAUCUCAUUCGGCACUGGAAAAUUCACGCCAGACAGAACACGUAACGACGGCUUUUUGACUUUUAUGAAAAAAUAAAAGCAUCAAUCAGCGCACAAGAGAAUGACACAUUAGAUGACGUCUUACGAGAGAAGGAAAUUGCUCACACAAAUGAGAGGUGGAAGAUUCCUGCAUUGCAGGUGGUAGAUUGGAUGACCCUUUGGGUACCCUCCACUUCUAUGAUACGGUCGUGCAGCAGAACAAUUUCAUGUGCAUGUAACGUUUUCCUAGAUCCCUCUGGGAGUUUUUCCCCUGCAGAGACUGCAAUCCCAUCCUAGUAGUAUAAGCAAAGUAGAGCUAUAGAGUUGGAAGUGUGAAUGUGCUGAAUUUUCAUUAAUAAACCAAAACAAAAAAUAAA